CCACGUCCGAAACUCACAAAUCUUCAACAUACAAUCUCUAUAGGUCUUUAGUCCAGACACUUCUCCUUCCUCCCAAAUCAUCGUGAUUCCAAGUUUUAGUGAACUCAAGUCCUCCAAAUGAUAAGCAUCAGUCGCCCCUUUUUCGUUGAUCACUUCUUCUCUCACACAGAAAAAUAUCAAUUAUAGUUCAACAUGCUCCAAAAUUUCCCAUUACCCCCAUCACCCUCCCCGCCCCUCACCCAAAAGAUGAUUUCGAAACCUCCUCCUCAUAACAUAAAUCCCGUCUGUCUUCCAAUAGAAGCCCCUCAUGCCUCCAGAACAAGAAUGUAUUAUGUUCAAAAAGUCCACACCCAGAACCUCCCCCACGCGUAUAAAACGAAUUCGGGAUUUUAGUUCACACUAUUCAAAACAGUCAUCAUCAUGUUCCAACAAAAAAGUCCACAACCCCAGACCUGCUCCCAAAUGUCAGGCCGGUUGGACUUUGGUGUCCAGUUCAAAAAUUCUUUUUCCUGCCUUCGUCCAAAAGUAUUGAUGAGCAACAUAGCCUUUGUUGAAAAGAUACAAACAAAAGUGUUUCCCCUUCUCCCCCAACACUCCUCCACAUCAUAUGACC
Molecule: messenger RNA, 613 nt
Organism: Periconia digitata
Lineage: Eukaryota; Fungi; Ascomycota; Dothideomycetes; Pleosporales; Periconiaceae
Source: the annotation of a GenBank genome assembly